This is a messenger RNA of Aspergillus lentulus, 2733 nucleotides long. RefSeq names its product putative NTP binding protein. NCBI's taxonomy places the organism in Eukaryota, Fungi, Ascomycota, Eurotiomycetes, Eurotiales, Aspergillaceae. The record is from RefSeq and is a predicted model, not a curated record.
AUGGAUGAGCUUUUGCACUUACACCAAGGGCAUUUCAUGAACCUUUCGCCUCGAAGGCGCCAUGAUAAGCGGGAGGAGUUGGACGUGGAAGCAGUAGAAAAUACGCAGCAGGAGAGAAAUAUAUCAGACCGCGGUGGAAGCCCAAUGAAUUCGAGGAACAGUGAUUCUGGAACUGGAACUCCAACCAUCGUGCGAAGGACCAGACCGACGAAGCUUCCUCUGCCCAGGGAUCUCGCAAGCAAAGCCAAGGAACAACAAAAAGAUAAACCUGCUACGCCUCAACAUCGGGACUAUGGCUCUCUCGGAAACGUCCGACCAAGGAAGUCGCCUACAACUUUAUUAUACAGCAGUCCGGAGGAGGUGACGGACAAAGAUCGAGAGCAAUAUUGGCGGAAGGUCAGGGAUAAGUUCGAGAGGGAAUCCCCCUCGGCGAAGAGCCAAGAGAAAGAUAAAGAGAAGGAGAAGGACAAGCACAAAGAGACUUACUACGGAGCCUACAAAAAGAUCAUAUCGCUGGCCAGCUCUCCAAAGAGCGAACUGGUCAAACAGAGACUGAGGUCGGCCGGUGGCGACCUACGGGGAAGCCCAAAGUCGCGGAUUGCGAGCCCCAUCAUCCAUCCUCGGCUUCGUCCAGGCUACAGCUCUCCCAGCAGAUUUGACAACCAGUUCAUCAGUCAAGGGAAGCGACAGCUCAGUGGAGUUCAACGAAAGAAUUCUGAUACGGACGAGAGCAUUCUGCACUUUUCUACGGACAAGGCGGAUAACGCUACCGACUCGUCGAUUAAUUCUCACUCUUCUCUGUCACCCGUGUCGGGCCCGAGCAGCUCGUUGACGGAAUGGGAGGACAAAUUCGUUGUCAACAUGCCAUCCGCCAAAGAGCCAAACCCACCAACAAUGAGUGCACAGCAGAUUGCGGAAUUCCAGCAAAGCAUCGAGCGGGUGCACAACGACGGGGGUGCCAUGCUUGAUCCAGACUCUCUGCCUAGUCCCCGUACCGGGACGCCCGAAGACAAGGAUUUGUCUGCUGUACAGCCUGCGAAGCCGACCUCGUUUGACGGUCAAGAUCCUCCUCCCCCACCUCCCCAUUCGGCGGGGGUUGAGGAAAGUCCGCCAUCCCAACCAAAACAUCCGAGGUACUACUGUCCCGAUGAGAUCGGCAAAAAUCGCAUCAGUACAAUAUGGGAAGAAUCUGCCUUGAAAUCCGGAAAGGAUGUACCAAAUGUCAAUCCGGAUGGCUCUUUUUUAGGGUGCAAGGAGAUCAAUGGGCCCAACGACAAGAACCCGGACGAGAUCCUCCUGUUUUCGCCCGUGGAUCGUCCCCGGGUAGUCGAUGUGCCGAGUCCUAUGUCCAGAAGCCCCAAGGAAAGGAAGAUUCAAGUGGUCCGCCAGAGGAAUCCGGACAUCGGAGAGAAGACCGUGGCUCGAGAAGAAUGGAAACCAGGUACUCCGAAUUUGAAACUUGUCCAAUGCUCGAAGCCAUCACCGAGGACCGUGUGCCGCGAGACCAGCUGCCAGCAACCAGAAAAGACGGCCCAGGACUCGAGCAAAGCGGACCGCGAGUCCCCGCCACCUUUAGGCAAGCGCCUCGAGGACAGAAAACCGACUCCCAGGGACGACGAUGUGUUCAUUAUCACACCCACUAUCAUACGCACUAUGGUGAGCAUGUCCGAUAUCGAGGGUGCGGCGCAGAAGGGACCUCCCGUCGGAAUACCCACGUCGCGCACUGCAGGCGACAUUAUCACCGACGCUCGGGCAAGACCGCAAGGAAAGCCUUCGCCACUAGGACUGAGACGCGUGGCACAAAACUCGCAGGAAAAGUCAAACGUAUCGUCGCCCGUGCCCUUGCGAAGUGCUCCUGUGCGGAGUAUCCCCGUGGUCAAGCAUCGAGCAGAAGCCGGAAUGCGCAAGGUCGAACAGUCCCGAGAUAUGCGUGGGUUCAUCCGUAUGCCAGGCACGACACUGCCGUCUGCAGAAAGUCAGGCAGAGCGCACCGGAAAUAACCCACCACAAUCGCGUGCUUCGAGCACUGGAUCGAGCAGCGAGAACUCGCAAGUGAGACGAGUUACGGACUCCGGUCAAGGCGGCAGGUCGUCACUGGUUGUUAAUAUCUCUCCAGUCGGUUCGAUCGACAGAGGUCAGCCAGAUGGUGGUAAGACAGUGCCAGAAACGACUAAGGUGAUAGAAGUAGCGGAACUGGACGGAUUACAAGUGGUAGAACACAAAGCAAAGACGCCGCCGCCUCGAAUCACUCCGUUACACGCUGAUCCGCCGAACAUGGAGAUGGAGAUGGAGGUGGCGAGUCCCACCAAGAGUGCGACAAAUGCGCUGACCCUCGCUCUGAUCUUGGAAAUCUUCGUCCUAUCAGCCGCUCAAAUGGAGGCCCUCUGGCAGAGACUCGUGUCAAAUCGGCAUUCCAAGACCGCCCUGCUCAAGAUUGCCAUUAACAGCGUUCUGCAGAUGCUCGAGCAUUGCCUUCAGGUUCUCCGCACAUGGUUGACAGUCUUUUCCGUUUACAAUGCCACUGGGGUCUGGCCACGACCGGCAGAAGGCGAUCUCGCUCGGUCUGUGACGGAUAUCUGUCAGGCGAUCGCUUACCUCGUUGUUCUGUGUUUUAUGAUGAUGGUUGUUGAACGGGCAGCCGGGUACAUAGUCCUUGUUGGAAGUUGGGUUGUAUGGUUUGCGAAGCCUUUUGGAUGGUUCUUUGUAGCGAUAGGAAGGGCUCUCUUUACAUGA